Molecule: messenger RNA, 5360 nt
Organism: Alligator mississippiensis (American alligator)
Lineage: Eukaryota; Metazoa; Chordata; Crocodylia; Alligatoridae
Product: SLAM family member 9-like
Exons: 4
Coding region: 206-991 (261 amino acids)
Biological process (GO): T cell activation
Cellular component (GO): external side of plasma membrane
Source: RefSeq, a predicted model, not a curated record
CACUCAAGCCACCUCUCUCCUGCUUUAUGCAGAGUUGCUUGCAUUUCUCGGGUGUUCAGGGCCUGCAGGAUUGCACACUCAAGGGGGAAGUCAGCCUGCUUCCUCAUUAGUCAUCAUUUCUUGAUCUGACUUCUUCAGCUUGGCCACAUAACCUUGCUCUGCACCGCUUGGUCUGCACUCGCCUGCCCUGCGCAGCUCAGCCGGGAUGAAGGGGGCUCUCGGACCCCUCCUGCUCUCCCUCCUUCUGCUCCUCCAAGCUGGAGCAUGGUCCGGAGCCGGUGCAGACGCCGCCGCGACAGAGCUGGUCGGGACCGCGGGGGAGACGGUCACGUUUCCUCUCGAGAUCCCGGCAGGGGAGACAUUAGAUAAUGCUGCCUGGACGAUUGGCACAGAGGGUCUGGCAACGGUGCUACCAGGAGACCCCCCGAGUGUCGUUGUGUCAGACAGGCGCUAUAGGGGCCGCCUGCGUGUCCCCAACGCCGGCCUCGCACUGCACAUCACCGACCUGAGGCCGGAGGACGCGGGGUCCUACACAGCUAGAGUCAACACGGAUAAGAGCCAAUUCACCCGGUUCUUCACACUGCGGGUCUACGAGCGGCUGCCCCAGCCCACGAUUCACUGCAAUGCCCAGAGCUGUGCAAAUGGGCUCUGUAACACCACUCUGAGCUGCACCAUCCCCAACGGAGGCAGCAAAGUGACCUACAGCUGGAGCACCCCACAGCCCCUCAGUAUGACUGCUCAAGGAUCCAUUGUGGUCAUCUCUCACCCAGAUCUUAUGAUAAACGUCACGUGCACAGUGCAGAACUCCGCCAGCAGCAGCUCCACGACGGCCUCUGUCAAGGCACUUUGUGCAGCAAACACGCCUGCCCAGGCCUCAUCACUGUCCUACUGCCAAGGCAAGGGGCUCAUCCUGUUGUUGGUGCUAGGGGUGCUGAUCACCGGGACCGUGGCAGUGCACAUCAUGGCUGGCAAGCAGCCCAAACAGGACUGAGCAGGGCCCAGCCCACACCAGCCCUGCUCCGCCCCGGAAGAGAAGAAUCGGGGAGGCUGCAGCAAGGAGGAGAAGCAGCUGGUGGGCUGCAGGGGUCUGGCUCCGAGCGUCGGAGACCAGUUCCUAAAGCAUCACGGCUGCCCUGGACAAGUGCCACCCCUUCGCUGCCUCCUCCCCUGCCCAGCGGGGUCAAAUGAUCAAGACCCCUAGUCUACAGUACAGUAACCAGCUGGGCUCAGGGGCCCUCAGACACGGGCAACACACAACACCACUGUCCUGGGGGCAGCUGCAGCCUCGAAACAAACUUUCCUCCUCUGCACUGUCCGCCUCUGAACCCUCAGGGUCAAUCCUCCCCCCACGCCCCAAGAGCCCCAUGAGGUUGCACUGUGGAUCCCGGGGCUUCUUCAGCCAUCAGCACUGUGGGUGCCAACGUCCGUGGGAGGCAGGCUCUCCACUGGUAGGGGUAACGCCCAAGCACCCCCCCACCCCCAUUUCCCUUUUGCAGCAAACCCAGCCCCAUCAGGGGGGAGCUCCCAACAAACCUUGCUGCCUGUUCCCGCACUUCCCACCCCUCCUUGAAAUCCUGCCUCCACUGCAUCCACCCCGGUGCCCUGCCUGGCCCCUGACCUGCUGCUCUGCCCAGGCAGGGCACUGCUCUACUGCUGGGCCAAGGGGCUCGUCCUGCUGCCACCGGCCCUGGUGCCCAGGGGGAGGCUUUACACAGGCUUGGACCCAGGAGCAGAGACCCCACAGGGUGCUCUGUUGGGACCAGGAGCCUCCUGGCCUGCAUUUUGAGCUUUGUGCUGAGUUUAAGCUCCGUGCUUUGUUUGAAUCCACUGUAAGGAGCAGGUGGAAAAAUACUGUCCCUGCCUGAAAACAAAAGGAGAACUUGGCAUACUAAAUUGAAUAAAUAUAGCCUGGACAAAAGAGCAAACCUACCCCCACCUAAGAAUGAAAACAUCAUCUCAGAAUAGAGAAUCCCAGUUAACGGUUACCAUAUUUGGCAAACACAAGCACUAUUAUUAAUAUGCAUUAGGAGGAAGGCUUAAGUUGAUUUUCUGUAUUAAGAAAUGCAAGCUAGCUGGUAUGUAAAUGAAGGAGAGGGCAUGGAUCCUUCUGCACCUAGUCCUGGGUGAUCCGGUCACUGAUCCAAAAUCCAGAACUCAAACGAAGGAGUCGGGAACCUCUGAGUUGCGCACCGUGCCAAGGCAGGCGGGUUUCCUCCUAGCGGCGAGCAGCUCUUUCUGGGCGGGGUAGUACCCUGCCCCAGGUAAUGCAGAGUUAGCCUCCCACUUUCACCUCCAGCGGGAAGAUCUUGGCUACACCGGACUGCUUUGAAAAGGGAGACUCCUUCCUAGCUUGCUCCUGUGGCCCUAGGGCUGAGGGCAAGUGAAACUCAGGGUCACCCAAACCCAAAGCCUUUGGGCUUGGGCCUGCAGGUGGGAUGCCCACCACAGGAGUUGGAAAUAUCUGAAGCCUGAGCUGGGGGAGGAGGCUGCUUGAGGGUAGGAGGGCCACAUAUGGUUCUUCAAUGACUCAUGGAUUUGGAAUUGAUCUGGCUGAUGGGACUUGGGACAUGAAAAAAUUUCCUGGCAGACCAGUCUCCAGCCUUGGAGCAGCCCCCUGGACAACCCGGUGGGAAGCUGCAGAGCUGGGAGCACCAUUUCCCCAGCACUGGGGCAGUCCUCCUGGCUGGGCUGUCCCCCAUUUCCCUGGCCACGGGUAUGUGAGCAGCCCCAUUAUCUUCCUGCAGCAGGUGCAGCAGAGUCCCCAGCUGGCAUCCAGGUGGGGUGACUGAGCUGAAAACUCAGCUCAAAGCUGGCAUCCAGGUGGGAAGACUGAGCUGAAAACUUUCCAGCAAUCCAGCAAGUCCUUCAUCCAUAUCUAUCAACCUCUGGAUUGGGUCAGAAUCCUUUUUCCUUUAACUAAUCUGUCCCUGUAUGGGCCCAGACUGCACCCCCAUGGAUUUAGCUUUCUAGGAAAUCCAGUCCCUGCAAAAAAAUUCAUUGCCUCCCUCUCCCUGGGCAGCAUUCACAUUCAAGCCCUAGUGUGGCUCUGCCCGUAGCAGACCUAUGUCAUCUCCUGCACAUAGAUGCUUCCUUGAAAGCAUGGAUAGCGAUUCUCCUGGUUGCACUGGGUUUCUAUAGCUGAGAUGCAGGACAGAGCUGCUUGCCCAGCUGCCUUCAGGGGAGCUGCUCCUGAGACGUACAAGGACUAAGAGGACACAGCCUCAGCAUCGGUCCUGCUUCACUACCUGGCAAGCUAUACAAAAAUCAGCUUCAAGGAUCCAUUGUGAUAAUCUCUUACCCAGAUCUUCUGAUAAUCGUCACACGCACGGUGAAGAACCACGCCAGCAGCAGCUCCACGACAGCCUCUGUCAAGACCCUUUGUGCAGGUAACAUGCCCUGUGGGGAAGCUCCAUUUAGCCUGCACCCAGGGCGAAUGGGCCUCAGGGUCACAGGUUUGCCACCAUGAGGCUCCUGACUCUAGAUGCUGCCCCCUCUCCACCAGAAAUUCCUGCCCUGCAGAUUCCCCCUGACUCUACUACCCAGGGAGCCACAUGCAGCAUCUCUGUGCAGGGACGGGCCAGGCCUGGAGUCCCUUGCAGGGCUCCUCCUCCCCCUGUGAGCGCCCCAGGGGCUGGCCCCAUCCCCACUGUACCCCAGGGCAAACACUGCAGGGCAGCACCAGCCAUUUCCCCCUGCCUCUAACCUGGCUUGCUCUAGUUCCAGCGUAAACACGCUCCCAGGCUUUGUCACUGUCCUACUGCCAGGACAAGGGGCUUAUCCUGCUGGUCGUGCUGAGGGCUCUGAUCACCUUGACAAUGGCAGUGCAUAUCAUGGCCAGCCAGAAUAUGAAAUGGGACUCAGUGGGGCUCAGCCCAUACGAGCCUUGCUCCGCUCUGGGAAGGAAGGACUGGGGGAGGAUGCAGGAGGGAGGAGAAGCAGCCGGUGGGUCUUUGGGGUCCAGUUCCAAGUGUCGCAGGCCAAUCCCUGAUGCAGCACCCAGCACUGUGGGCCCACGGACACCCUGGAACCAGGGGGUCCCCACCACGGCUGCCUCCUCCCCUGUGCACUGGGGCCAGCAGAACCCAUGCCAGGCUCUCCACUGGCAAGGCCAUUUCCCCAGGGGGCCUCUCCUGCCAGCUCUGAUGUCCCACCAAGGGGUCUGCUCCAGGCUGGCCUCCGGCCCAGGGGCUGGGGUGGGAGGUGGGAGCAGGGUGUUCUCUGCCAUCCCGGCCGUGGGUCCAAUGGAGGGAAGCACAUUGGAAGCAAGACCUCCCUAUGCCAGAGCAGGAGACCUGAGGGGCUGGCAGCUCACAGGGUGACGGAGGAUCAGGGGAGACUUCCUGAGACAUGGGUUUGUGGGGCUCCGAGUCCCAGUGCCAGAAUCCAGUCCAGUCCAGAGGAUUUACACAGGCUCGGACCCAGGAGCAGGGACCCUGCAGGGUGUUGUGUUGGGACCCGUGGGCCUUCAGGCCUGGGUUUUGACUUCUGUGCUUAGCUUAAGCUGCAUGCUUAGUUGAAUUGUGGUUGAGACAUGUAGCCAGUAAAAGGAACAGAUGAAAUAAUACUGUCCCUACCUUAAAACUGACCAGGAAGUUGGCCAACUAAAUUGAAUAAAUAUAGCCUGAGCAAAGAGCAACAGUAAGAGCAAACCUACCUCACCUAAAAAUGAAAAGAUGAGCUUGGAAUAGAGACUCCCAGUCAAAGGUAACCACAUUUGGCAAACAGGAGCAGCUGGUAUCAGGAGCAGUGCCCCAGGGGUCAGUCCUCAGGCCGGUUUUCUUCAAUGUCUCCAUCAUUGACCUGGAGGAUGGGAUGCAGUGCACCCUCAGCAAGAGUGAAGAUCACAUCAAGCUGGGGGAGUAGUAGAUACACUGGAGGAUAGGGCUAGGAUUCAGAGCGACCUAGACAAAUUGGAGGACUGGGCCAAGAGGAGUCCCAUGAGAUUCAACAAGGACAAAUGAAAAGUCCUGUACUUAGGACGGAGCAAUCCCAUGUGGCGGUACAGGACAGGGCCAACUGGAUGGGCAGCACCACCUCAGAAAAGGACCUGGGGAAAAGGAGAUGAAUAUGAUUCAGCAGUGUGCUCUGGGUGCCAAGAAGUCUAACAGCUUCCUGGGCUGCAUCCGUAGGAGCAUUGCCAGCAGUUGGAGGGAAGUGAUUCUUUCCCUCUAUUCAGCACUGGGGAGCCCACAAUGGGAGUCCUGUGUCCAGUUUUGGGCCCCCCACUACAGAAAGGCUGUGGACACAUUGGAAAGAGCUCAGCAGAGGGCCAAGAAAAUGGUUGUGGGGCUGGGGGACAUGACUUGUGAGGAGAGGCUGAGGGCACUGGGCUUAUUUAGUCUGCAGAAGAGAAGAUGAGG